Apodemus sylvaticus (European woodmouse) is the source of this 2613-nucleotide messenger RNA. RefSeq names its product phosphoglycolate phosphatase (gene Pgp). Gene Ontology annotation, cellular component: cytoplasm. Lineage: Eukaryota; Metazoa; Chordata; Mammalia; Rodentia; Muridae. Gene Ontology annotation, molecular function: sn-glycerol 3-phosphatase activity. Bases 102 to 1067 code for a protein of 321 amino acids. The record is from RefSeq and is a predicted model, not a curated record. The transcript is spliced from 2 exons.
GGGCGGGCGCAGCGGCGGGCGGCUGCGAGGAGCGGCCGGUGGUGGCGGCGGCGGCAGCGGCGGCAGCAGCGGCGGGUGGCGGCAGCGGUCAGCGGUCGGCCAUGGCGGAGGCGGAGGCCGGCGGCGACGAAGCCCGCUGCGUGCGGCUGAGCGCCGAGCGGGCCAAGUUGCUGCUGGCCGACGUGGAUACGCUGCUGUUCGACUGCGAUGGCGUGCUGUGGCGCGGCGAGACGGCCGUGCCGGGCGCGCCGGAGACUCUGCGGGCGCUGCGGGCCCGCGGCAAGCGACUGGGCUUCAUCACCAACAACAGCAGCAAGACUCGCACGGCCUACGCGGAGAAGCUAAGGCGCUUGGGUUUCGGCGGCCCGGUGGGGCCCGAAGCGGGCCUCGAGGUCUUCGGCACGGCCUACUGCAGCGCGCUCUAUCUGCGCCAACGCCUGGCCGGCGUGCCGGACCCCAAGGCCUACGUGCUGGGCAGCCCGGCCUUAGCCGCCGAGCUGGAGGCCGUGGGUGUCACUAGCGUGGGCGUGGGCCCGGACGUGCUUCACGGCGAUGGCCCAAGCGACUGGCUAGCCGUGCCGCUCGAACCCGACGUGCGCGCGGUAGUGGUGGGCUUCGACCCACACUUCAGCUACAUGAAGCUCACCAAGGCCGUGCGGUACCUGCAGCAGCCCGACUGUCUGCUCGUGGGCACCAACAUGGACAACCGGCUCCCACUAGAGAAUGGCCGUUUCAUUGCGGGUACCGGCUGUCUGGUACGAGCCGUGGAGAUGGCCGCCCAGCGCCAGGCGGACAUCAUCGGGAAGCCUAGCCGCUUCAUCUUCGACUGCGUGUCCCAGGAGUAUGGUAUCAACCCGGAGCGCACCGUCAUGGUGGGAGACCGCCUGGACACAGACAUCCUCCUGGGCUCCACCUGUAGCCUGAAGACUAUCCUGACCCUCACCGGAGUCUCCAGUCUUGAGGAUGUGAAGAGCAAUCAGGAAAGUGACUGCAUGUUCAAGAAGAAAAUGGUCCCUGACUUCUAUGUUGACAGCAUAGCCGACCUCUUGCCUGCCCUUCAAGGUUAAAGAUCGAGUGUCUUUAAUCUCUGGAAUAAAAAAAAAAAAGAAAAAAGAAAAUCAGCUACCUAAAUUAAUAGGUGGGGUUUAGGAAUUGCUCUGUUAGGUGACUGCAGGUUAAUGGAAGUUAAGUAAUACGCAAAGGCAGUAGUUAAUCUUGUAAGUAACCGCUGGGGGGGGGGUGUUGUUUACAGAGAAUUAUAUUUUAAGAUGCACUUUUAAGCUUGGAAGGCAUUAUGGGAUGGGCAGAGCAAGUGCCCAACAUUCAGGUAACCUCAGGCCCUGUUUCUGAGAUUGAAAUGGGUCCAUGGUUGUGUGUCCAGUUUUUUAGUGAAAUGUAAUCAGGGAUCAGGCCCUGAGGUGGGUAGAGAGUAAAAGGGCUCUUAAUGACACACAGACCAAACCUGGGGUCUCCCCUAGUGAUCAUGCAGGCAGCAGAGGUGCCUGCUACUGCACCCCAGUUCCUCGCCUUUGGGGUGGGGUGCUGGAAGCUGCUCCCAGAGGAGCGUUCUAUUGUUGGGGUUUGGGUGCUGUCCAUGACAACCUCCACUCACUCUGCUGCUUUGAAAACCACUUUGACAUCACAAUUGUUCUGUUUCAGAUGCCCAGCACUACAGGCCCUCAUGCACAGUAGCAGCCCAGCUAAACUUUGUCUUGUGUGAACUUAAACCCGGGUGUCUUACAUGUGGCCUGCUGGCUGCAGAGUGGGUGUGGGAUGCCUGCCCUGAGCGCUGUGCUGCUUGACAGCGAGCUCAGACUCGUGUUUUUAUCGAACUAGCGAAUGACAUUGUCAAGUGUGGAAUUGGAUCUUAAGUGUGUGGAUUAAUAGCUGUGCUCUGUCUCAAUGGUAAACCCCACUGAAGAGAAAUCUCAUGCCCCAGCCAGCAGCAGAGCCAGUGUGCAAGCCAAUUGUCUUGUUUCCCAGAGUGUCCUCUGGGUAGGAAGGAAUGAGGGGUCCUGAGGAUAGUUAAGUCUCUCAGAAAGCAUCCGACCCCCUUGUCCAGACCACUUUUGGUUGUAGACAGGUUAAGUGGCGGUGCUCCUUGAAACCACGGGUCUUCACCCUGGACUUGUUGGUGGCCAGCCAUAAGGCCUACCAACCAGUUGGCUUCUCUACAUCCCUGGCCUGUUCCUCUGCUCUCAAGUCCCUGACCUUUAGCAGUGUGCUGAGUAGACUGGGAAGCAUUCGUGGGGCGGCACACCCGGGAAGUUGUUCCUUUUUGGCUGGUUCCUUUCUGGCACCUUGCCCUGUACCAAGUAGCUACUCUCUGGGCUGCAGCCUUCACCUGUUCGCCGAGUUCUCCGAGCAAUAAAAGGCAUCCCGUGCCUGCAGCUGCUUCCAGGGCAGGGCUGGGAGUGGAAUGGUGCCAUAGGUCAACACAGUGGCAGUAGUGCCUAUGACAUUGGUGGUGCUGAUCCCCUGACCAGGCUUGGCAGGUGCAUAGCCAGGGAUGCCCCUCCUCUGGGCAGACGCUUGAGAACCUGUGUGUGACGUCUGUCUCCAGCUUGUCUCACUGUGUGAUCUCAAAUGCACAUUAAACUCUCAAACCCAUGA